Messenger RNA from Acinonyx jubatus (cheetah), 2731 nucleotides. RefSeq names its product TELO2 interacting protein 2 (gene TTI2). The transcript has 8 exons. NCBI's taxonomy places the organism in Eukaryota, Metazoa, Chordata, Mammalia, Carnivora, Felidae. The coding region runs from base 893 to 2419 and encodes 508 amino acids. Gene Ontology annotation, cellular component: cytosol; nucleoplasm; centrosome. The record is from RefSeq and is a predicted model, not a curated record.
AUAUAAAGGACACUAACUUUUUGCAUCACUGGAAGAGUAAAAGGAUCCUCCAAAGUUCACGUCAGACGGGUAAUGUGCCAGCGUCGUAACAAGGCUUAAGGGUAGCACAUGUCACACAACAGCGUGAACACCCAAUCAUCACGCUUAUGAACCACAAAAGGAUCGGGGCGCGCUUCCUGUUAAGGAGUCCCGAGGAUGUCCCACUGACUUUACAGAAAGGGUGACAUACAUAGUACUUAUACACUCAGUCUCAACCGUAAAAUCCUGUACACUUUUAAGACAUUAUCGAUGUUCUUCUUUUGUUCCUACCUUACUAGAUGGAAACAGAAACAAAACUAGCAAGAGGAUCUAUCUAUGCAAAUUUUUCGCCCAAACGCCACCUUUUCUGGAACCCGAUUCUCUGUUGCUUUACGACAGUAGGUCGUGAAAUGACGAAGUGUUGCCUCAAUAUCAGCGGAAGCUAGCUUUGUGCUUUGCGGCAGCGAGGAUAGCUAGGUCCGGAUCCUGAUGAGCACAGGGCGUGCGGGAAGGUCUGGAGGUGCCCGUGGAGGUGUUCUGCUCAUACCUUAGGGGGUUAUUUCUUAAACUCUUAGGGUUUUGUUUUUGUUUUUAAUCACCCGUUGGGAGUCUGAGAUUCUCUUACUCCCAGAGAGGCUCCUUUCCCUUUCCUGCACCUUUUCCUCUACAGACUUUACUUUUAUUAUGCUGGUUAGACUCUUGGUCCUCCGUCCCCCGGACGUCUUGCCGUUUUAUUUGGCUUUAGUUGUUUUCUUCGGGAGAAUUCCAGCAUCCGAGUGAUCUUUCUCUAGCAGACCCCCUCCCCCCCCCCCCCACCUUGCCUCCAUCUUGGUUCUCUGGGGGAGACCAGCUCAUCACUGCCGCAGUCCGAGAAAUGGAGCAUGACCGCUCUCGGGAAUCCCCAUCGCGGGAAGGCACUUCCUUGCCGGGAGAGUGGCCUUCCUCGGCCCUCGGACAGUCCUUCUCCCAGAUUUUGCACCGCCUUACCAGCCAGGAAUCCCGACGGGGCAAGGGCAAAAGUGCAGCAGUUCAGGACCUCGGUGCUCUCAUAGAAGCCACAGAACGCGAUCAGUUUUUUGAGGGGAGUGGCACAUCGCUCCACGGAAUGCCCGAAAUGCUGGGGCAGGUGGCAAAAGCCCUGGAGAAGUAUGCAGCCCCACCCAAGGAGCAGGAAGGUAGAGGUCAUGGUUACUCUGAAGUGGCCGAGAAAGCGGCAGCAGUUGGCUUAGUAUUUCUUAAACUCUUGGGGAAAUUUGAGGCGGCCAAGAAUUCCUUGGUUUGCCCUAAGUGGAAGACAGGCCUACGUGACUUGGCAGGACCCAUCUAUAUUUUUGCGGUCACACACAGCUUGGAGCAACCAUGGACCAGCCCAACAUCCCAUGACGUUGCUGGAGAGGUGCUCGCCUUACUCCUUCAAGUUACUGAGUGUGGUUCUGUGACAGGAUUUCUGCACGGAGAAAAUGAAGAUGAGAAAGGGAGAUUUAUUUUAAUAAUGGAACUUCUUAAAGCCGAUUUGAAUAAAGAAUCCUGGAAGAAUAACCCUGCCACAAAACAUGUUUUCUCAUGGACUCUGCAGCAGGUCCCUCGACCCUGGCUGAACCAACAUCUGGAGAGGAUACUUCCCCCAUCGCUGCUCAUCUCGGAUGACUAUCAAACAGAGAACAAAAUACUGGGUGUCCACUGCCUCCAUCACAUCGUGCUUAAUGUGCCAGCUGCUGAUUUGCUCCAGUAUAACAGAGCCCAGGUCCUGUACCACGCCCUUUUCAACCACCUGUACACACCGGAGUACCACCUCAUCCAGGCUGUGCUCUCGUGUCUGCUGGACUUAUUCCCCGUCCUGGAGAAAGGCCUGCACUGGAAGGGAGGUGGGGCUCGACCCACCACACACUGUGACGAGGUGCUGCAGUUGAUCCUGACCCACAUGGAGCCAGAGCACCGCCUUCUCUUACGCAGGACCUAUGCAAGAAACCUGCCAGCGUUUGUGAAGAGGUUGGGGAUCCUAACUGUCCGGCACUUGAAGAGGCUGGAGCGAGUCAUCAUCGGCUACCUGGAGGUUUACGAUGGGCCAGAGGAGGAGGCUAGACUGAAGACACUGGAAACCUUAAAACUUCUCAUGCAGUACACUUGGCCCAGAGUUUCCUGUAGACGUGUGGUCUUAUUGAAGGCUCUCUUGAAACUGAUCUGUGAUGUAGCAAGGGAUCCAAACCUUACACCUGAGCCUGUUAAGAGCACCUUGUUAGAAGAGGCCACAGAUUGCCUGAUUCUCCUGGACCACUGUUGUCAAGGACAAGUGAAGGGUCUCCUGGUCAAAAUUCUCCAAAGCUGUGAAGACAGCAAGGUGGUGAACUGUAUCAGAAAAGUCCAGCAGGUUUCCGAAGGCACGCCCUACGAUGGAACUUAAGAUUUGUCUUACUUUCCUAAAACAGGAAGACUUUUCUUCUUGUUCCAACUGUAUACAUGGAAUCAUUUAAGAAAAAAGCAUCUGAAGAGUCACUCUCUGCCUCCUGCUGUUCCAGGGCCUUGUCGAAGGCAUGAAUGGGGAAGUUGUAGAUGUCGCCAUACUGAAGAACAUAAAUACAGACUGGCUUUAACAACAUCUGGAUUUUACACUUGAAGUCCACUGUCCGAUGACAUACUGUUUUCUCCUCAGUGAUUAAAUGAGAAUACUUAAUGUGAUGGAUAAUAAUUUUUCUAUAUUAAUUUCAAGCCUAGA